Leucoraja erinaceus (little skate) is the source of this 1191-nucleotide messenger RNA. RefSeq names its product purine nucleoside phosphorylase 6 (gene pnp6). Gene Ontology annotation, cellular component: cytoplasm. Lineage: Eukaryota; Metazoa; Chordata; Chondrichthyes; Rajiformes; Rajidae. The transcript has 6 exons. Gene Ontology annotation, molecular function: purine-nucleoside phosphorylase activity. Gene Ontology annotation, biological process: nucleoside metabolic process. Bases 192 to 1052 code for a protein of 286 amino acids. The record is from RefSeq and is a predicted model, not a curated record.
UUUGAAUGUGGGAACGCGGAACUCUUCCCCUGACGUCAGGCUGGGGCAGGAUAAUUCCCUCGUUUAACGACGGCAGGGCGAGUUGAUCCUGUAGUUUCCCUUGAAGCAGGAAGGGGGAGAGUGACAACCAGUGUCGAGGAGGGCGACGGACGCGCUGAGGUGCGGGGAGCCGGACGGGAGCCGCUGCAAGAAUGGCCGCAGGGAGCUGCAGCGUCCCAUAUGAUGACUGUAAGGAGACUGCUGAUUGGUUGUUGGCUCAGACCAGCACACGGCCCUGUCUGGCUGUCAUCUGUGGGUCAGGCCUCGGGGGACUCGCCGACCUGCUGAGCAACAAGACCGAGAUCCCGUACGAGAAGAUCCCGGGAUUCCCUCGGAGCACAGUUCCAGGGCACGAGGGAAAACUGGUCUUUGGGGAACUGGGUGGUAAACAGUGCGUCUUCAUGAAGGGCCGCUUCCACUUUUACGAAGGCUACAGUAUCAACAAGGUGAUCUUUCCAGUCCGUGUCUUCCGUUUAAUGGGAGUCCAGGCCCUGAUCGUCACCAACGCUGCUGGAGGGCUGGGCGAGAAUUUCCAAGUGGGUGAUCUGAUGGUCAUCAAGGACCACAUUAACAUACCGGGCUUUGCGGGGAUAAACCCCCUCCUCGGCAGCAACGAUGAGAGAUUUGGUCCACGAUUCCCGUGCAUGUCGGAUGCCUAUGACCGGACCUAUUGCGGGCUUGCUUUGGACAGCGCCUUGGAGCUGGGAUACCAAGACUUUGUCCGCGAGGGGGUAUAUUGCAUGCUUACUGGACCAAACUACGAGACAGUGUCAGAAUCUCGCAUGCUGAAGACAUUAGGAGCAGAUGCAGUGGGCAUGAGCACGGUGCCGGAGGUAAUCGUGGCCCGGCAUUCCGGUAUGCGAGUCUUCGGCAUCUCCCUCAUCACCAACCAGGUAGUGAUGGACUACAACAGCCGAGCGAAGGCUGAGCACCAGGAGGUGCUAAAGGUAGCCCACGACCGGGCUCAUGCCCUGCAAGCACUGGUGGCCAAGGUGGUGCAGAAGAUGGAGUGAGGGCAGCACCACUCACUACCUGCGCAGGAAGAUCAACAGCAGCAGGCCAGGCUGCCCACCCUCCACCGAGCACACGAUGCCCACCUGCUGGGUUGCAGCUUCCUCAGCACCACACUUCCCUCCACAGAGCCUGCUGCCC